Diorhabda carinulata is the source of this 1734-nucleotide messenger RNA. RefSeq names its product caspase-7-like. Gene Ontology annotation, molecular function: cysteine-type endopeptidase activity. NCBI's taxonomy places the organism in Eukaryota, Metazoa, Arthropoda, Insecta, Coleoptera, Chrysomelidae. The transcript has 5 exons. The record is from RefSeq and is a predicted model, not a curated record. Gene Ontology annotation, biological process: proteolysis. Bases 364 to 1641 code for a protein of 425 amino acids.
AGAAGGUAGACCAUAGAUAAAUAAAAAAAAUAAGGUUAGUUAAGAAAAAAUAUUCAUCAUUAUAAAUAAGUAUAGAAAAACAAUAAACCAUAGGUUUCCUAUCCUAUGUUUGGUCGGAACAUUCUGAAUGUUUUUACAACAUAAUUUAUAUUAUUUAUUUUCUAUGCUUCUGCGAUAUCUGUUCUUUGUAAGAAGACAGAUGUCUAUUGUCUACGAUUCUGUGAUUUUGAUAAGUUUCAAAGCAAGUUUUUCAAACAAUGGUGAACAAAAAUAAUUUGUUGUUUAUUGUGGAGUAACGUAUUUAUUUGUCUUAAUUAGUGUGAAUAUUUACUUGUGAAAUCUGUUUACUUUGGAACAUUAAAAAUGAACCAAGAAUGCAAAGAUGUUAUCAUUGACAAUUUUGUGCAGUUGAUGAAAAAUUGUGAUGUUCAAGUUCUUACGAAACCCCUUAUAAAAAAAGGGGUUUUCAGAGAAUUGGAAAUAAAUCAAAUAUUUUCGACAGAUGACACAAAACACAACAAGAGGAUAUUUUUCUUUGCCCUGCAGAAAAAAGAGAAUGGUUGGAUUCCGUUUUUAGAAGCAUUAAGAGAGACUGGUCAAAAUUCUAUUGCUAACAUGUUACUACGAAAGGGACCUACAGUUUUUAAUGAAAUAAUGAAUUCUCCUGAUAUAGAAGAUGAACCAUUACCGGAUUUAAGCAAAUUAAAUCUACCAAUAAAUGAUACAACGGAUACUCUGAAAGUUAAAGUUACUCUUUCAUCAUCAUUUUUAGAUACUUAUGAACAUAAUGGUACCGUGGGUUUUUAUACUUCAAGAUCACAAAAAAGAGGAAGAUGUCUUAUAAUUAAUAAUUACGAAUUUAAUAAUAAGGAUCUUCCGUAUAGGAAUGGAGCUUUAGUUGAUCAAGAAAAUCUAAAAAAAUUGUUUAAUCAAAUGGGCGGAUGGGAUUUAAUUAGUCACACUAAUAAAACUACUUCACAAAUGAAUAUGAUCAUUAAAAAUUUUGCAAAUUAUAAAAAUAACUAUUUGUAUGACAUUUGCUUCAUUAUAAUUAUGAGUCAUGGUGGAGAAAGAUGUAAUGAUACAGUUAUUUAUGGAAUUGAUGCUAAUAUACAAGACAAUUAUAUUUCCGAAUCUAAUAUGCGGAAAUGGUUUUCUAAUGAAAACUGCUUAUACUGGAGGGGAAAACCGAAAAUUUUGUUAUUUUCAGUUUGCAGGGGUGCUGAACGACAUAUACCCAUAAAACACAAACAAAUAACAGAAAUUGAUGGUGCUUUGAACCAUUCACAAGUUACAAGUAUACCACCUCUAAUAAAUUUAAGAUCGGAUGAAGACAUGUUGAUUGGAUUUUCUACAUUACUAGGAUACCAAUCCCACAGAGAUUACAAUAGAGGUACCUGGUACAUAGAGCUAUUAUGUAAGAACAUUAUGAACUAUGCUCACAACCACUCCAUAAACGAUAUAAUGUUAAUGGUAGACGAAGGUUUCAGAUUGAGGAUAUCAGAAAAAUGUACAAUGCAGACAUCGGAAAUUGUUAAUAUAGGAUUCAAAAGAUUAUAUUUGCACCCAGGGUUGUAUUUCGAAAAUGGUAUUCUUAAAAAGUACAGUGAAGAUGUUAAUUUGUCCAAUGGGACCAAGUAAUUUAAUAUCAUUGGUAUCGAAUCCCUUAAAGUAAUUUUUAUAUAUAACGGAUGUUGUAAUUUACUUUUUUAUUUUAUAAAUAUUUUAAGUUUA